GCGUUUUCCCUAUCGAAUACAACGGCUCUGAAACAUCUUUGCUCUUUUCAUUUCGUAUCUGAACCCGGACGUUCAGCAACCGGUGAACCGACUAUCGAGCGCGCGUACGGUGAAACAUAUUCACAAACGUUCCGAAUAUUCUUGAUAAUUUUAUUGUACGAUCAACGGUUCGCGCCCGUGGAGCUGCUUUAUGGACCCAUCUUUUCUAUUGGGUCGGAAGGGGGAAAUCUUCGCUACCAGUUGAAAGUUUAAUUAUUAUUAUUGUUCGGCCGGCGAUAGUGUGUUUACUUGCUGAUAUAUCGGUGCUUGGACCGGAAUCAUCAAACGGAGCCCCCCGGGAUCCUCGUUUUUCAAUACUUUAUGCUGGUCGUACGCCGUGGACCGCGCGUUUGAGGUGUGAAAAUUUUUGUGAAAGUGCGAGACAAUUAGGUGUUGAUCACUGCUAGCCGUGAAAAAUGUGGUCUUCUUAGUGCUCGGUCUUAUGAUUCGUCGUACUACCACCGGCUAGAUCUGACCAAAUGGUUUGUUUGGGUGCUUCUUAGCUAGUUCCUAGCGCCGGAGCGAAUAUUGUUGGCAUCCGACGCUGCCAAAAAUAAUCGUUUUGAUAACAAAUAUAAAGCACCCCCUGCGGGUGUGAAGUGUCACCGGAGUAUGUGUUGAGAAGUGUUACAAGUGUGCGAAAUUUGUGACACGGCUGUCGAUUGAUUUAUUUAUUCCGGUAACGAAAGAAACCAAAAGGAAACCUUGCUGCUCCUCAGCCGUUAUGCAUCAUUUGGACUUUGGCAGCGUUAGACAUUCCGACGGUACCAGUGGCAUUCAUGGCAGUACCAAUAUGGGCAUCACCUCGCCGUACGACGCACUACACGCCGUGACCACUAGUUCUGCUGCCGAAAUGGCCGUUGAUUUUCAUCAUCACUACACCCCGACGGAGUACUGGAACGCAUCGCCGUACAAAAAUGGAUCCACCCCCAUGAAGGAGAUAGAAGCAUGUCUGCAAAACGCAAAUAAAGGCCAGUACAACCCUCUGGAACAGGUCGAACAACUCAGCAUUAAUUGUGAUAGUGAUAACCUUCAUAGCAAUGAUAGUGUUUUUAAGAACAGUAAAAGUAGUAAUAACAACAACAACACCUUAAGUAGUAAUAAAAAUCUCAUCGAAACCGAGAAUAGCCCAUCAAGUAAAACCUGCUCCAGUGUCCCCAAUGGAACCGCCAGUCCUGGGGAUAUUUCGAAUGCACCAGGCAGUAAACCAGUGUCUAAUGUGGGCAAAAAAUCUAAUAACCCCGGCGACGAUAAAUCUUAUCAUCAAUCUCUUGCAACCGUCAUGGUAAUGCUCGAGGGCAAACAUUUGUGGGACAAAUUCCACGAGCAGGGAACCGAAAUGAUUGUUACCAAGGCUGGUCGACGAAUGUUCCCUACCUUCCAGGUGAAGGUUGUUGGUCUGGACCUGACGGCGGAAUAUCUCAUGAUAAUGGAUUUUGUUCCACUGGAUGAUAAACGGUAUCGAUACGCUUUUCACACUUCCAGCUGGGUUGUAGCGGGCAAAGCAGAUCCCGUGUCUCCACCACGGAUAAGUGUCCACCCUGACUCACCUGCAACCGGAGCGACUUGGAUGAAGCAGACCAUUUCCUUCGACAAGCUAAAGUUGACCAACAAUCAGCUAGACGAUAACGGACACAUCAUUCUCAAUUCGAUGCAUCGGUACCAGCCGCGCCUCCAUGUCUGCCACUUUACACGUUCUAUCAGUCACGGAUCCAUUAAAGAUGAGAAGGACAUGCUGAGUCAUCGGACGUUCAUCUUUCCGGAGACGUCAUUCACGGCGGUGACGGCCUACCAAAAUCAAAGGGUCACACAAUUGAAAAUCGUGAGCAAUCCAUUCGCGAAAGGCUUCCGCGACAACGAGACCAACGAAGACUCUCAGGAGAGGAUUCCUUCAAUGAAUGAUCGAAUGAAAGGUGACCGGGUCACAAAUUAUAAAAAAGAAAGUGAAAUAGCAAAUUCUGCUCCGAUGACAUCAACGUCAGUAGCAGCGAUGACAGGCUCGUCGAUUUCCCCCAAUUCCACCGGUAGUAACGGAGGCACUACUAUGGUGAAUAGCUCCAGCAGUCUCAGUGGUUCCAGCAUGUUCCAGUCGUCUUUGGUGAACCCCUCAACGGGUCUAUCGCCGUACAGCAUCAGUCCGCACAGUAAUUCAGCCAUGUUGGGACAACCGUACGGAACUGAACCGAGUGGAUUUGGUCCUAUCUAUCAUCAUCACCAUCACCAUCAUCACGGCCACAGCUCACUCUCGACACAUCACGGAUCGUACAUGAGCUCAUUCGAUAAGUAUGAUAAAUACAAAAUGGCAUCGACAACUCCACCGCACCAUGCGAAUCACUCGGUGGCAACCACCGCGGCGUACGGUGGUCAUUAUCAGGGAUUCUAUGGUACACCAAAUCCUAGUCAUCAUCAACUGAUGAGACAGAACAAUAGCUGUAUAGAUUAUGUUCAAAGAUGAGAACUUUCAUUCUGAAAGAUCGCUGUAAAUAGGUUUAAUAUUUUUGAUAGUAUUUUACGUAAAUGCUAUGUGCUGGUUCUUGUUGAACUAUUAAAACACCAAACAAAACCAUUGAAUCCAAAGAAGCAA
Messenger RNA from Malaya genurostris, 2623 nucleotides. It is a transcript of the gene org-1, whose product is annotated as T-box transcription factor TBX10. Gene Ontology annotation, biological process: positive regulation of DNA-templated transcription; regulation of transcription by RNA polymerase II; cell fate specification. The transcript has 7 exons. Gene Ontology annotation, cellular component: nucleus. Lineage: Eukaryota; Metazoa; Arthropoda; Insecta; Diptera; Culicidae. The coding region runs from base 764 to 2494 and encodes 576 amino acids. Gene Ontology annotation, molecular function: DNA-binding transcription factor activity, RNA polymerase II-specific; RNA polymerase II cis-regulatory region sequence-specific DNA binding. The record is from RefSeq and is a predicted model, not a curated record.